UUUUGUUUUAUUUUCUUUUUCUCUUCGAGCUGAGCCGGCAAGUCACAGGUUUGAACCGGGAGCCAUCUGUUUCUUUGGCCAGUAAAUAGGAGCAGCAAUGGACAAACACGAAUGCAGUCCCUCGGGACCACGUGUGAAGAACCAACAUGCCAGAGGAUCCCAGCUGAGGAUCAUUCUGGUGGGCAAAACAGGCACAGGAAAGAGUGCCACCGGGAACAGCAUCCUGGGGAAACCAGUGUUUGAGUCGCGUCUGGGCGCCCAGACCUUGACUAAGACUUGCAGUGAGGGUCAGGGAAGCUGGGGCGAGAGGGAGAUGGUCGUUAUUGACACGCCAGAUAUGUUUUCUGGGAAGGACCACUCUGACUCCCUGUACAAAGAGGUACAGAGAUGCUACUUGCUCUCUGCGCCAGGACCCCACGUGCUGCUCCUGGUGACGCAGCUGGGCCGAUUCACCACUCAGGACCAGCAGGCUUUGCAGAGGGUGAAGGAGAUCUUUGGAGAGGAUGCCAUGAGACACACAAUUGUCCUCUUCACGCACAAGGAGGACCUCGAGGGAGGUUCCUUGAUGGAUUACGUCCACGACUCAGACAACAAAGCCCUAAGCAAGCUGGUGGCUGCAUGUGGGGGGCGAGUGUGUGCCUUUAAUAACUGUGCUAAAGGGAGUGAUCGGGACGACCAAGUGAAGGAGCUAAUGGACUUGAUUGCGGACCUGGUGAUGGAGAAAAGGGGUGAUCACUAUACCAACAGGCUGUACGGCCUAGUAACAGGGGGAGAAUGUGGACCUGUGCGGUCAGAGGAAAGAUUGAAGGAUUUCAGAGAGAGUCUUAUAAAGUACAUGGAAGUUCAGAGAUGUUACACAACCACGGCCAAUGCAAAUUGCCUAAAACGAGCCCUAAUCAAAACACUAGUCCGCAUUUUAUUUUGUAUUAAGUUGUUUGCCAUAUUGCUAAUUCUGCUAUUUUAUGUGUGGUACAGAAUGUGCCACUUGUUUUAUCGCUUACUUUUUACUAUGUACAAUUUGUUCCAUAGCUUCCUGUUACUGUUCCAAAAAUUAAUGAUAAUUUUCAGAAAGACCAUUGGACUGGAAUGCAAGACUCCUAGAUUAGAGUGACAGAUCAGUAAUUAUUUAUCCACUGUCAUAUGGUGGGGGAAUCACGGGGCCUCCUCUGUAAAAUGCAGUGCCUGACAUCAGUAAAUAUGUGAGAUUCUCUGAAGUGUUUAUAUCUUACCAUCACUCUAUUUAUUAAUGAACCAAAUUAUUUUAAAACUUACUAUUUGUUUUGAAAUAAAAUAAAAAAAUCUUUUGGAAGCUGCGUACAUAAAAUUCCUCUCAUUUGCAAAUCUGUAAAGCAAGUUUUAUGUUCUUGGAAACUCCUUUUCUUCUUUAUAAUACUAUUUCUACUGAAUA
This is a messenger RNA of Diceros bicornis minor, 1408 nucleotides long. It is a transcript of the gene GIMAP2, whose product is annotated as GTPase, IMAP family member 2. Gene Ontology annotation, cellular component: endoplasmic reticulum. Gene Ontology annotation, molecular function: GTP binding. The record is from RefSeq and is a predicted model, not a curated record. Lineage: Eukaryota; Metazoa; Chordata; Mammalia; Perissodactyla; Rhinocerotidae.